Molecule: messenger RNA, 1770 nt
Organism: Capronia coronata CBS 617.96
Lineage: Eukaryota; Fungi; Ascomycota; Eurotiomycetes; Chaetothyriales; Herpotrichiellaceae
Exons: 2
Coding region: 1-1770 (589 amino acids)
Biological process (GO): regulation of transcription by RNA polymerase II
Cellular component (GO): nucleus
Molecular function (GO): DNA-binding transcription factor activity, RNA polymerase II-specific; RNA polymerase II cis-regulatory region sequence-specific DNA binding
Source: RefSeq, a predicted model, not a curated record
AUGGAAGCACCAUAUCCAAUGGCUGCUCAACAGAUUCAGUUCUACCAAUACCGGCCAGACUCGGACGCACGGCAUAAUGCUGUGUUCACGCCCAUGCCCGGCGAGCAGCCGAUGUUCAGCCCCAUGGCCGCAUACCCUCCCCAGCAUUAUAUGGCUCCUCAAUACUGGCAAGCGCCAGCUCACUUUGCUCGAGCCCAUUUUAUGCCACAGCAGGUCAUGACUCCCAAGGCCUCUCCUUUGACGCUGGCCAUGCCGAUGCCCAAGUUCAUGGUCGAGCACAAUGGCCCGAUGGAGCAUGGCCACUACCACGGGAGCCGACACUCUUCACCACCGACCCCAGGUCUCUCGGUGUGUCCCAGCACUGCCAGCAGCCCGCCGGCCAGCAGCGUCCACCAGACGCCGGUGCACGGGGCCGGAUACUUCCAUCACCUGCCUCUGGAGGUGUCGAAGGAGGAAAUGCAGCCAUUGCCGUUUAUGGAGGAAUGGAUGGAGAGCGGACAAGUUCACCUGUUCCCGCAUCCUGGCGAUGCCAAGCUCUUGCCCAGCAACUUCCAUCCCGCCUCCAACUUGACCUUGAACUCCAACUGCGGCUCUUUCACCACCUCGACUUCCUUUGCCUCUUGCGGCUCCGGCUGCACGUCGCCUUUGUUGACCCCUGCCUCACCUCAGUCUCAGGUCUCUCCGUCGGCCGCGUACCCUGUAGCCGAGUUUGUCAACCUGCGAGAACUGAGUGCGACCUCCUUCGAGUCCGUCCAGUCUACUGCCGCCCAGAGUUUCCCUCCCUUGCCUACUCUGUCCGCAGAGGACGACGAGCACAAGUUUGCCCUGGGUUCCACUUCGUUCCCCAUCACCCCUGAGCAUGAUACGGCCGACCCGUUCACCCUCCCUCAGAAUCCAUCCUUCGAGUCUUCGUUCUGCAGCGAGCUAGAUUCCGAAGACGAGUUCAGCUUUGUCAACUUCACCGAGGCUGAGAUUGCAUACAACGGCGAUAAGAGACUAAAGUUGUCGUUGGUGGAAGAGGAAGACUUCUUGAGCGUCCACAGCUUCGGCAGCUUUGAUGAGGACGAGCACGCCGCCCACGUCGGUCUGCCCUCUCCUCCUGCAUCCUCGUUCUCCGACGCAGGCUCCUGCUGUGCCACCAAGAAGAGGUCAUCCUCUCACCGCAAGAUGAAGCGCAACGAUUCCAUGGACAGCGACUUCGAGUUCCAACAUAUGGCUGAGGCCGAGGCCGAUGCCGCCAUGAACAAUGAAGGUCAAACCAACUCCUCGGCCAACUCGCAGGAUCAGCAAAGCUCGACCGACGAUAACAACGUCUCGAUGAAUGCCGAUGGCUCUGCUCAAUCACAUGCCACCCCUACCAGCCGCCGCGGACGCAAGCAAUCCUUGACCGAAGAUCCGUCCAAGACCUUUGUCUGCACGCUCUGCUCUCGUCGCUUCCGUCGUCAAGAACAUCUCAAGCGUCAUUACCGCUCUCUCCACACUCACGACAAGCCGUUCGAGUGCAACGAAUGUGGCAAGAAGUUCUCUCGUUCCGACAACCUUGCUCAACACGCCCGCACCCACGGCAGUGGUGCCAUUGUCAUGGGUGUCCUGGAGAACGGUGAGCUGCAGCCCCAUCAACCGUACAACGAGGAGAUGGGUCAUGUACUCUAUGAGGCGGCCCAACGCGCUGCCAUGGCCACUUCCUCCAGCAGCAGUGGUUCCGAGAGCUCUUCGUCCAGUGACAGCAAGCGUGCCCUGAAGAAGAGAAAGCGAGACGAGUCCUUGUAA